Molecule: messenger RNA, 813 nt
Organism: Anopheles darlingi
Lineage: Eukaryota; Metazoa; Arthropoda; Insecta; Diptera; Culicidae
Product: trypsin beta-like
Exons: 3
Coding region: 1-813 (270 amino acids)
Biological process (GO): proteolysis
Molecular function (GO): serine-type endopeptidase activity
Source: RefSeq, a predicted model, not a curated record
AUGAAACUGUUCGUAGUGUUGGCAUUGUGUGUGGCUGCGGCCUUGGCCGGUCCUGAGGAGGACGUUUGGAUGAAGUACAACCACCGCAUGCCGGGGCAGUUUAAAGGUCUUCCGAACCAGGAACCUUACCGAGGACGCAUUGUUGGCGGCGUUGAUGCCGACAUUGCGAACUAUCCGUACCAGCUUUCGCUGCGCCGUGCAUCGCACAGCUGCGGUGCAUCUGUGAUCGCUGCACGCUGGGCGCUGUCGGCCGCUCACUGUACCUUCCCGGUACCAGGACCCGGUCAGAUCUCUCUGCAAGGAGGCAGCUCAGACCGUACUUCGGGUGGUAUUGUUUUUGUCGUUGACCAAGUCAUCAAUCACCCUCAUUACAAUGACUUCACCCUUGUGAAUGACGUGUGCGUGAUCAGUACUACCACUGAUCUGGUGGGACCCAACAUCGCUCCGAUCGCUUUGGACCCGUCCGGUGCUACCCACGCCCCCGGUAGCCGUGCUGUUCUGAGUGGAUGGGGAGCCGACCACACUGGUAGUCUCCCCGUUAUCCUGCAACGCGUUGACAUCCCGGUGGUGAGUCAGCAAGCGUGCGAGACUGGUUGGGGUGCUGGUAUGGUUACCCCAGACAUGAUCUGUGCCAGCGAGCCUGGACGUGAUGCCUGUGGUGGUGACAGUGGCGGCCCAUUGGUUGUUGCUGGACAGCAGAUCGGUAUUGUGUCCUGGGGUGCGGUUAAUUGCCAAGGAACCCCGCCAGGAGUGUUUGCCCGUGUUGGCUUCCCGAGCACCCGAAGCUUCAUCUUCGACAACACCGGCGUGUAA